GUUUGGCGUAUUUGAGCAGGUUGCCUGGUGAAGGCUCUUUGUGACAAUCAGCUGGAGCUCAAAAUCACCGACGAGGAUAUCCUGUGUGUUCAGAUCGCUGGUCUGUGUCAUGACUUGGGUCAUGGUCCAUUUUCUCAUGUAUUUGAUGGCCUUUUUAUUCCUAAAGUCAAGAAAAUAAAACAAUCUAAAGGCUUGCCUGAUGACAUCCCUGAAAAGUGGAAACAUGAGCAGAUGUCAGUUCUGAUGUUCGAUGACAUUGUGAAGAGUCUGAAGGCUGAGAAUGAAGACGUGUUGAAAGAACAUGGACUGGAUGAUAAAGACAUGAUCUUCAUUAAAGAGUUAAUCGAAGGGGCAAAAACCUCAGAGUGGACAUACGAGGGCAGAGAUGAAGACAAAUCCUUCCUGUAUGAGAUCGUGGCAAAUAAACAGAAUGGCAUCGAUGUGGACAAAUGGGACUAUUUUGCACGAGACUGUCAUCACCUCGGCAUCCGAAACAGUUUUGAUCAUCAGCGUCUGCUGAAGUUUGCUCGAGUCUGUGAAGUGAACGGAAGAAAUCACAUCUGCUUCAGAGACAAGGAGGCUGAUAAUGUUUAUGACAUGUUUCGCACCCGAUACACUCUCCAUCGCCAGGCCUAUCAGCACAAGAUCUGCAACAUCAUCGAAGACAUGUUUGCAGAAGCUCUCGUACGAGCUGAUCGUGAUCUUCAUGAAGGAAAACCUGAAGAUAUGCUGAAGAUUUCUGAAGCCAUAAAAACAGCAGAGGACUACAGCAAACUCACAGAUGAGAUCUUUGAGCAGAUCUUGUCCUCCACUUCUGAUAAACUGAAGGAAUCUCGAGACAUCUUGAACAAGAUCAUCAGAAGAAAACUGCCAAAGUUUGUUGGAGAAGCUCGACUGAGUGAGAAACACAUCUCAGAGGAAGAGCUGAAAAAAACAUGGAAAGCUGCAGUAGAGAAGUACAAACCUACAGACCCCACUGUUUCUCUGAACGCUGAUGAUUUACCACUUUAUGUGGUUGAUCUGGAUCACGGCAUGAAGGACAAAAACCCCAUUGAAAACGUCUAUUUCUACAGCAAGAGGAAACCCAACGAAGCUUCUGUCAUUAAGGAUCAUCAGCUGUCCAGUUUCCUGCCAAAGAGGUUUAAUGAAGAGCUGGUCAGAGUUUACUACAAAAACACUGAUGGGAAUAAAGAGGAGCAGAUGAAGAAGAUGGAGGAGGCUGAGAAGUGCUUUCAGAUCUGGUGUGACUCCAAUUUUGGACUCCAGUAAUGUGCAUAUGAUUUAUAAUAUAUGAUUUUUAAGGUUUUUUGCUGCACAAUCAGUUCAAGUGUCUGUAAUUUCACUGAUUGUUUAAUUAAUAAUCUACAGGGACACUUUAUUUACAAGGAGGCAAAAGAUCAAAUAAAGCUUGCUCACUUCCAUGUUUCUAAAAAAAAACAUGCUGACAGAGAAAAACUAUAAUGGAAAAUAAAUAAAUGAGUAGUAUUGAUAGUAUAAUAAUAUCAAAUGAAUUAAGCACACUUUAAUUCAUCAGCGGAAAGUUUUUCACUGUAAUACAUGAAGAGUGUCCAGCAGAGGGCUCUAGUGCUCUUCAUCUGGACUUUUAUUUUGUAAAUGUUUCCUGAGUCACUUUGCACCUGUGUCUGUUAUAACACUCUGUCUGAUAUUAAUUGUAGAAUUAAUCAUACUGUAAUCUUGAGCUUAGUUUGCUUUGCAUUUGUCUGUUUAAAGCACAAACUUCUGUGUCUAAAUUAAAAUUAAUAUCUAAAUUAAAAAUUAAGACAUACUAAAUUGUAAUUAUGAGAUUGAAAUUGACAUGACAGGAUGGAAUUGUGAUUAAAAAAAAAUCAUGACAAAACAAAGUUGUAUUUCUGUAUGUUACAUAAAGUCAAUUGACAUAAAACAUCAA
Cyprinus carpio (common carp) is the source of this 1909-nucleotide messenger RNA. Its product is annotated as deoxynucleoside triphosphate triphosphohydrolase SAMHD1-like. Gene Ontology annotation, biological process: regulation of innate immune response; dGTP catabolic process; defense response to virus. The transcript has 12 exons. NCBI's taxonomy places the organism in Eukaryota, Metazoa, Chordata, Actinopteri, Cypriniformes, Cyprinidae. Bases 232 to 1269 code for a protein of 345 amino acids. Gene Ontology annotation, cellular component: nucleus. Gene Ontology annotation, molecular function: dGTPase activity. The record is from RefSeq and is a predicted model, not a curated record.